AUGAGACGCAAGUUCAUUUUUAUCUACUUAACUUGGUUCUUUUUUCUUCUACAUUUCGGAAGUCUUUACAUAAAAGAAGAAUCGGGAGAAGAGUAUUCGAAAGGAUGCGCUCAUCUACAUUGCGAGCGCGGCAGUCAAUGCAUCAAACGGAGGUUUUGGUGCAACGAUCCACCUUGUCCCGGAAUGUUGUACUGUUCCAAGUCUAGAAAAGAAUCAUUGAGAGGACCUCCAACGUGCGACACUGUUCGCUGCAACAAAGGACACAUAUGCAUUAUUAAAGUUAGAGACUGCCACUGGGAUACAGGAUGCAAGCUGCAAAUAGCGCGUUGUGUAUCAGAAAAGGAAUAUUAUGAGGGUGCAGCUUCUUGCGUCGGCUUUAAGUGUCCUUCUGGAAAACAUUGCAUCUUGCGAGAAACCCAUUGCAUCAAUCCACCCUGCAAGCUUAUCAGAAGCUGCAUAGCCUCAGCAGACGUGCAGAUUUUGUUCGACGAAUGUAGAAGUUUGAACUGCACCUCGGAAUACGAGUGUUUCUUACGACGAAAAGAAUAUUGUUCUAAUCCAUGGUGCCCGCAUGUAUCUGAUUGCGCGCUUACCAUCGAAGACGUGCUAAUCAGCAAGUACUGUUACGGCUGGAUUUGUCCGCGAUCGCAAAAAUGCAUAGUACGAAUUGUAGGUCCUUGCAAAGGUUUUAACUGUAUCAUCCAGAGAUCAUGUCGUACAAUUAUGACGUCGUCGGAUGAGCCGACUUUGACGACUUCAACGCAAAGUUUACGCCAUACGACAGCCACAAUACUUGACACGGAAGAUUCAUUGACUCAUCGACAAGCCGCAACUACAAGAAAUCUAAUCACGAAAUCGUUCAAGACAUCAACAAACCAACCGGAUUUGACGCUACCUUAUUCUCAAUUUUGGUGGAAUUACAAUAAACUAUCGACGAACAAUUCCACCGAUGUUAUUAAGAUUACUUCUAAACUCGCUGACUUGUCAAACGAUGCAACUUCUCCGGCAGGUUUGCCUGUCGAAGAAAAGAUUGAGUUAACUACGUCGGGUGAUACGAAAAGAUUAGAGAUGCCAAAGAUCUAUAUAGCAAGCAACAACACCUUGCCACUUCCCAUGGUGUUUGAAGACAUUAAGUUUCUCGGAAAUUAUCCGAUCUGGAUAAAGAACGAUCCGUAUCCGAUAUCGCCAGAUAUAGACGACGAGGAUAACGAUGCAUGGGAACCACAGGAACCGCACAGGAUUUUACUGCCGCCAUAUGUGCCGGUGGUAAUAGGACGAGGACAAUUCCUUCCGGUUUUUAUUAAUACAUUUGAUCGUCCUUUUAACGAGGCAACAGCUUUAAUAUCCUUGCCAGAAUUAACAUUUAUAGAUACGAAGGAUAAUAUCUCGACAAUUAUAGACAACAAAAUGGAUAAAUAUAUCAAUGAUUCGUCCAGUUAUUAUACGAAUUUUUCCGCGAUGAGAAAGACAAAUACUAUUCCACCAAAUAUUCACGAAGAAUCGGACAAUUAUUAUUACGACUACGAGCAGGGACUGCUAUUUAUGAUUCAUGAUCUGAAACGGUCUGAGUCGGAAUCAACGCAUGAACAAGAAUUCAAAUCAAGCAUCGCUGAUUCUGCAAUGGAUAAUUCGUAUGGAAAUUAUACGGCGGCUGACAUAGGAACUUUUGUGAAAAGUCAAAUUGGCGACGAAAAUAGAAGUCGAAUUUCUGUAACACGAUUCGUGGACAAUAAUAAUGCUACGUUCCAUCCAUCUAUUACAACGGGACAAAGUGAUUACAGUUCUCGAGAUGAGAAACUUUAUGGCCUUGCAAACUAUCCUUACGACACAAUAUCCGUUGACUACAUUGACAAAUCAGAACGCGAGUAUGAAGAAUUUCUUUUAAAUAAGAUUUUGAACGAUUCGUUGAACGAGGAGAAUCAGUCGGAUAUUCCAUUCACAUUUCCCCUCGAUAAGGCAGACGAGGAAACGAACGUACAAUAAUGUCAUCCUCUUCCACAAGAGACAUCUCCUUAUUAUGCUUAUAAUAAUAAUGACAACUAAGCGUAUUAUAACGAAUAUUAAAGCCACGACAGCAAUAUCAAAAAUGACGGAAUCGUGAUAGGAAACGAUUUCGUUAUGUUUGAGCGCAUGAAUGAUUUUUAUUGCCUCUUUAUUAUAUCGUUAUAUUUCCUCUUCCGUUCUAUGGGGUAAGAUCGUUUUUGUAAAUGUCAAAAUUCUUCUAUGAUUAUCAACCCGGGAGUACGAUCAGCAAAUACAAUACAAUGAUAACGAAAUAUUUUAUAUAUUUUGAAGAACAAUAGUAAUCUUAAUAGUCGCUAUUUGCGAGAGAAUGUAUCUCGUAUGAGAUACUUUUAUUAUGUUCUAAUCGCGUUAUAAACGAGUUAAUUGAAUUCAGAUUUUAGAUUUUUAUCUUUCACUCAAUAUUUUAAUUUUUGUCUUCUCUAUAUUAUAUCUAUCUAAUAAAUAUUUUUCCAUUAGAAUAACGACAUUAUGUAAGCUUGUUUAUGUAAGCCAUUAGAAUGAUAAUACACACCGAAUAAUUUCUUCGCCAUUAAAACAUCUUUAAGACUAUUUAAUCAUUUAAUUAUUGCCUCUUGUUUUCAUCGCUCGUCACCAUGAAAUCUUCUCGUGACUGAACUAAUCGCACCACCACGUAAGUUCCCGAAACUGCUUCUACAAGUUUCUACGAAGCAGAAGAGAGACAGGAAGGGCAGGGAAGU
Cataglyphis hispanica is the source of this 2723-nucleotide messenger RNA. RefSeq lists its product as uncharacterized. Lineage: Eukaryota; Metazoa; Arthropoda; Insecta; Hymenoptera; Formicidae. The coding region runs from base 1 to 1983 and encodes 660 amino acids. The record is from RefSeq and is a predicted model, not a curated record. The transcript is spliced from 13 exons.